CACAGACUGAGGACGUCAACAAACUCGAACUUCUCGCGUCCGAGAGGAGUGACCGAGUCCCACGGAAAGAUCGUCGGUUUUGUCAGAACCGAUUCGAGAUGUCGGAAACUUCGCUAUUAACAAACCUGGCUGGCUCCUGGUUAGGGAGCCUCACCAUCAAUCUCCUGUGUUAUUCGACUGUCUUCAUUCCAGGGUACUUCCUGUUGCAGUAUUUCAAGAAUUCAAAAUAUAUUGAAAGAGCAGGCUCUGGUCUUGUUUCCAAGUUAAUCACCUCCUGUGUGUACGGCCACAGCUAUGACAAGAUUGUCACAGACCCAGCAGGUGCCCCCAAGGGAGCCCAGGGUGAGCGAUCGAUGGGCUCCAGCUUCGUCCAGCUCAUGUUCUGCUUUGUGGGACUGCAGGUGUCGUACCUCACGUGGGGGGUCCUGCAAGAGAAGAUUAUGACGAAGGAAUACCAAAACUCGGAUGGCAGCAUAGGUCACUUCAAGGACUCACAGUUUCUCGUGUUUGUCAAUCGAAUCUUGGCCUUCAUGCUCGCAGCUUCGUACUUGGGCUUGACAAGACAGCCUCGCCAUACUGCACCUAUAUACAAGUAUUCCUAUUGUUCCUUCUCAAAUAUCAUGAGUUCUUGGUGCCAGUAUGAAGCCCUGAAAUAUGUCAGCUUUCCUACUCAGGUUUUGGCAAAGGCUUCAAAGAUCAUUCCAACCAUGAUCAUGGGCAAGAUUGUCAGCAGCAAAAAGUAUGAUUAUUAUGAGUACUUCACAGCUUUCCUCAUCUCUGUGGGCAUGACGAUGUUCCUGAUGGGCUCAACGGAAGCCAGUGAGAAAACCAGCAGCACAACCACCAUGUCGGGCGUGAUCAUCCUGGUGGGGUACAUGUCGUUUGAUGCCUUCACGUCCAACUGGCAGGGAGAGCUCUUCACACAGCACAAGAUGUCCUCUGUGCAGAUGAUGUGUGGUGUCAACUUCUUCUCUUGUCUCCUGACGACGACCUCCCUCCUUCAGCAAGGUGGCUUUGGGGUCUCGUUAGCGUUCAUGUUCACCUACCCGGUGUUCUUUUGGGACUGCCUCAUUCUCUCGGUAUGCUCAGCCACAGGCCAGCUUUUUAUCUACCAUACCAUAUCUACCUUUGGCCCUGUGGUCUUCAUCAUCAUCAUGACUAUUCGUCAGGGAUUGGCAAUCCUCCUCUCGUGCAUCUUGUACUCCCACCCAGUGACUGUCCUGGGUGUCCUGGGCAUCAUGCUGGUAUUUGCUGCCCUGUUCCUCCGCGUAUACUGCAGCCACCGACUGAAGCAGCUGCAGCAGAGGAAAUCAGCUGGAGAGACGUCCAAGGUUUAGGGAUCUAUCAAGUUGAAGAAAAUUUAACUUUUGUUUUUAAGAAAAAUGAAUAAUAAUCAUGCAAGAUAUUCAAGUUUUGAAUCACAAGCUGCAUAAUUGUUAUAAAGAAAAAAUCCAAGAUCUACUUAUUCAAGAAGAGAAGAUUUUCAUGUUCAGAAGAUCGCAAAAUAAAAUAAUAAGUGUGUGUGUGUGUACAUGUGCGUGCGCUUGUGUGCAUGUGUGUUUUAAAAGCCAGCAGACAAUGGUUGAAAGGCAAGAAUUAUUUAUUUAGUUAUUUUUGCUAUUAUUUUCUUUUUCUUUAAGAAGAAAAAGAAAGAAAAAGAAAAAAAAUCAGUAGAUUGGUGUCAGAUUUAGGAUUCAUUCAUCUAGAUUUGUUACUUGAAAAUGUGAACAUUAUUAUUAUUAUUAUUUAAACUGUAGAAUUUUUCCAAAAGCUAUUCUUUAAAAAGCUACCUGCAGGAAAGGUUAAUGCUCUAAGAGAUAUGAAAAUACGAAAAGGAACAGAUAUAAUAGCACUGCACUGUAUUCUAUAACAGGUAUUAUUAGUGAGUUAUGUAUGUAAUCAAGAUUAUUAAAUUUAGUAUGUUUUCCUUUUUCAAAAAGGAAUCUUAAAUAUUAUUCACUCUUUUCAUGACAAAUUAUUUAAAUUUUGGACAUUUGUGAUUGUCUAUACAAAUUAAUUAUUAUUAUUUCUUAGAAGUGCACAAUAAUGAUGAAUGGAAUAGGUAUGAACACAAUGUAAUGUCUGAAAAUAUUGUACAGUAGUAAUUAGGCUAUAAUUAUUUUAAUAUAUUUUGAUUGGUGGUGGUUAUAUUUUAUAUAUUGUUUCAAAGAGUGAAAAAUUUUAUAUUUUAUUCUCUCCUUUUUUUGGUAAAUAUUACCAAAAAGCCAUCAAGAUUGUGAUUGCAACAAAUAAAUAUUUGUGUAUGAAA
Molecule: messenger RNA, 2269 nt
Organism: Penaeus monodon (black tiger shrimp)
Lineage: Eukaryota; Metazoa; Arthropoda; Malacostraca; Decapoda; Penaeidae
Gene: sll
Product: adenosine 3'-phospho 5'-phosphosulfate transporter 1-like
Exons: 9
Coding region: 99-1337 (412 amino acids)
Biological process (GO): transmembrane transport
Cellular component (GO): Golgi membrane; endoplasmic reticulum membrane
Molecular function (GO): 3'-phosphoadenosine 5'-phosphosulfate transmembrane transporter activity
Source: RefSeq, a predicted model, not a curated record